Messenger RNA from Epithele typhae, 1593 nucleotides. RefSeq lists its product as uncharacterized. Lineage: Eukaryota; Fungi; Basidiomycota; Agaricomycetes; Polyporales; Epitheliaceae. Bases 1 to 1593 code for a protein of 530 amino acids. Gene Ontology annotation, molecular function: protein binding. The record is from RefSeq and is a predicted model, not a curated record. The transcript has 3 exons.
AUGUCGUCCUUGCUGGAUCUCAACCUCGACCUCCUGCUCCUCAUCAUCUCCUAUCUUCAAGGCUGGGAUGCUCUCAACUUAUCUCUUUGUGCCAAACGGGCUUACCACUUGGCCAUUCCCCGAGCCUAUGUCUACCUCGACAAAACCUGCCGCGACCACGCCGACUUCAACAUAUGGCGCGAACGUGUCUUCGCCUUAGACCCCAUCCUAAAAUCCCCUCGGAUUUCAUGCCUGCGCUCCUUGGUCAUCCAGCACCGAGGGCAACACGGUCUCCGAGCCAUAGUUGCCGGACUAGUCGAGGUUUUCGCCCAAGCCCGCCGUCUCGAAUCCUUCGUCGCCAGAUUCGAAGAGAGUCUGGAUCCUGGUGUCACCGAAUGUCCUCGGCUUGGAGAGGCGCUGGGUGCGUUGAAGUUCCUACGUCAACUCAACUUGACCGGCGUCGGCUCUGCCACCAUGCACAUGCUCCACGCUCUUCCCAAUGCUCCCAUAAUCGAGGCCCUAUCGCUCGAUUACCACCCUCCGAAUUCGUGGAGUGCAGGAGAGAACCCGUUUCCCGCUCUGGCGAAAGUCCUCUCCCGGUUUGCUCGUCUGCGUUACUUGAUGUUCGUAUUCAAGCAGGACUUGGUAGUUCCCGAGCUGGAUCCAUCCAUUCCUCCGACAAACCCCCUCAUAUAUCCCCAACUGCCCAGCUUGCGUACUCUGGCUGUUGCCGAGUCUUACAGCUGCAACUUAAUGGACCUCGUUCCCCUCUGUCCCAACCUGUCCUCCCUUUCUUACAUCUCCUUGCGCGCGGACGCGAACGUGUACCGACGAAAGAUAGCGGACACCCCGUGGCCUGCUCUCCGAGCCUUCGAAUGCCUCCCCGGGUACCUUCAAGGUCGCCAGCACCCUCCUCCCUCUCUGCCACAGUCGAGGGGGGAUGUCAGCCGGCUCACCAUAGUCACUCCUUUGUCCAUCUCCGCCCCAUCCCUCUCCCCGAUGUCCUCAACGGCCUCGGCAAGCACCUUCGCGUUCGUUCGCGCCGUCCAGCCGAGCGCUCUUGUGCUCAAGGUCCUUCUUCGCUCCCCAUCCUCCAGUUCGGAGAAAAGCCAACUCAUAUGCUGGGCCGACGCUUUCCGGGUCGACCCACCGCUGCGCUCCCUCGAGCUGCUUUUCCUCUCGCCCAACCAACACCUAACAGGUCUUGGCGCGGCGAUGGAGGGCAUGUCCCUAUAUUACCUCGGCGUGCACGUUAUCGUCGACAGGCAUAAAAUCUUCCAGCGGAACGUCACGCGCACCGAGGUCGCACGCGCACUCGAUCCUCGGGCCUUCUUCGACGCGAUACCGACCCUACGCGUGCUCGGGAUCGGAGACCAGAUGCUCGCCCUGGAUCACACGGGGAAGGAGCGAGAGGCACCGAGAGAGCCUGACGAGACAAGCAGGGAAUGGACGCGGCGGACGAGGUGGUGGUGGAUGGAGGGCGGGGAGAUGGUCGAGAUUUGGAGGGAGGAUGCCGAGCGCGCGCGCGAGAUCAUCGAGCGUCCGGAGUUCGACCGGGAGCGUGGUCUGGAAGGGUUCUUCUCGGAGAAGUGUCUGUAUAGCAUGCUUACCUGA